UAGCUUUACCUAUGCUGUAAAUGGCAAGUACUCUGUAUAGAAGAGCAGCUUGCAAGCAGAGGAAAAGGGGUUAAGCGUGCUUUUCCUCUUCAGUUUCAGAUUACAAUGAGAAGCCUCUUGUUUCCCAGCAGGGUCCUGCUUCCAUUCCACUACAUUCGCCUUCAGAUCUCCCUGGCAGUUUGCUCUGUGUCUGUGACUGCGCUCUAUGGGGUGCCCGGGAGAUGGGAAUGACUGAAUCAUGGACAUUUGCCUGAAGGAGACUUCUCAUAUGGUAUUUAGAUUGCACCAGAACAGCUAUUGGGACCUCUAGAAGAGAUUCUUGAACAUGUCCCAGUCGGGAUUGGCAUUGACCUAAGAUAGAUUGGCUUGCAUUGUUGACCUUAAGGUGAGGACUUUACUGGGUUGGAUAACUGAAAGGGAAGCUGCCAAGGACUCCUAUCCCUUGAGAAAAUGAUUGUGGACACCUAUCUCCUUAGGGUGCUGGUGGUGCUGUUCUGCAGUUGCCAUGUUGUGCGCGCUUUGCCUGGAAACCAUGUCCACUCCAGCUUCAUCUACAGAAGACUCCGGAAUCAUGAAAGAAAGGAGAUUCAAAGGGAAAUCCUGUCUAUUUUGGGUUUACCCCACAGACCCAGACCAUUCUCCCCCGGGAAACAGGCCUCUUCUGCCCCACUUUUCAUGCUGGACUUGUACAACGCUAUGGCUAAGGAAGAUGACCACAGCAUGUUGGGGUACACACUAAGUGGGGCAAUGUUAGAGAGUAGGGGUCUGAGAAAGGGUUACCCUGUCGUUGCCAACGGCUACUCGCGAAAAGCCCAGGCUUACCGGAACGCUCCACUUACCACCCAGCGCCCACCUUUAGCCAGCCUGCAGGAUUCCAACUUCCUCAACGAUGCAGAUAUGGUCAUGAGCUUCGUCAACCUAGUUGAAAGAGACAAGGACUUUUCACACAAUCGAAGGCACUAUAAAGAAUUUCGUUUUGAUCUUACCCAAAUCCCACAUGGAGAAGCAGUGACAGCCGCUGAAUUCAGGAUUUACAAGGAUCGAAGCAACAAUCGUUUUGGGAAUGAAACACUUAAAAUUAGUAUUUAUCAGAUCAUCAAGGACUAUUCAAACAGGGAUGCUGAUCUCUUCUUGCUAGACACGCAGAGAGUUCAGACAUAUGAUGUUGGCUGGCUUGUGUUUGAUAUUACUGUAACCAGUAACCACUGGGUUAUCAACCCACAGAACAAUCUUGGGUUGCAACUAUGUGCUGAAACUAGUGAUGGUCGGAGUGUUAGUGUUAAGUCAGCCGGCCUCAUUGGAAGACAUGGCCCACAGUCCAAACAACCUUUUCUGGUUGCCUUCUUCAAAGCAAGUGAAGUCUUGUUACGCUCAGUUAGAGCUACAAACACAAAAAAGAAAAAGCAAGACAGAAACAAAUCUACAACUUCACAUGACGCCUCAAGGAUGCCAAGUAUUGGAGAUUAUAACACAAGCGAACAGAAGCAAGCAUGUAAAAAACAUGAACUUUAUGUCAGCUUUCGUGACUUGGGCUGGGAGGAUUGGAUAAUAGCUCCAGAAGGUUAUGCAGCAUUUUACUGUGAUGGAGAAUGUUCAUUUCCGCUUAAUGCUCAUAUGAAUGCCACAAACCAUGCUAUAGUUCAAACUCUUGUCCACUUGAUGUUUCCAGACCAUGUUCCUAAGCCGUGCUGUGCCCCAACAAAGUUAAAUGCUAUCUCCGUGUUGUAUUUUGAUGACAGCUCUAAUGUCAUAUUGAAAAAAUACAGAAAUAUGGUUGUGAGGUCCUGUGGGUGCCAUUAGGCUAUUUAUAGAGAAAGUAAUGGGUAUUCACACAUACUGCCACAAAAGGAAAAUGUCUGCAGAUUCUUACUUCACUACAUUAUACAUAUGUGUGUACAGUGUUAUGUAUAUAAUAGACUUUUGUAAUUUAUUUUAAUACACUCUAAUGUUUAAAUAAUAGUAAUAGUUAUAUGCUGUUUUGAUUGUUACUGCAAAAUGAUAAUUUAAUUUGGUCAGGAGAAAAGAACCUCAUGUUGUUAGGAUGAUAACAAACUGUUUUAUCCCAAUCUUUUUUCACAAUUAUUUUUUAAUUUUUAGACACUGUUGCUUAUGUUCCAUUUUUCAGUGCUGAGAAUCAGAUAGUAUUUAUUUAGAAAACACCAUUAAAGAUUGAAACAAUGAUUUGUGGGAGGUCCUUACAUUUUUUAUAUGGAUGGUGUUAGUAAAGAGUUAUUUAUUUGUGCUGCAAUAUUACUUUUUUUUUUUUUAAUAAGGAAUCAGUUUUUUCUAAUUCCCUCACUGUUCCAUACAAUGAUCAUAGACUACUUGCUCAUGAAUAAGAAGAUCAUACUCCAUUAGGAUUUACUUAAAUUACAAUACUAAUGCUAUACAUUCUAAAUAAGAAUAUUAUUUAUAAGCUGCCACAACCAUGUGUUCACUACCAUCAGAAGUAUUUGUCACUCCAAAGAGUUUUACCCCACCAAGAAUGUUGUGAACUGAAUUAUUAGUCCAUUAACUUCAAUAAACAGAAUAUAAAUCUUA
Messenger RNA from Xenopus tropicalis (tropical clawed frog), 2541 nucleotides. RefSeq names its product bone morphogenetic protein 5 (gene bmp5). The transcript is spliced from 8 exons. The record is from RefSeq and is a predicted model, not a curated record. Gene Ontology annotation, molecular function: growth factor activity. Gene Ontology annotation, biological process: animal organ development; epithelium development; system development. NCBI's taxonomy places the organism in Eukaryota, Metazoa, Chordata, Amphibia, Anura, Pipidae. Gene Ontology annotation, cellular component: extracellular region. The coding region runs from base 451 to 1800 and encodes 449 amino acids.